GCCCUCUCAGAAUUGGCAAAUAGCGAAACAGAAUUUUGGCAGGCAAAAGAACCACACAACUGAAACACCUUCAACAAUGUAUUAUCCAACACAAAACUUUCAAAACCUCGUGGCGUUACAUCAUCUGAACAAGGUACCUGGGUCUCAAAAUUGGGGAAUUAGCAUGACACAUUUCAGAUGCAGAGAUGGAAGCUGUGCCUUCCCGGACUGAUCUUCCUCUGUCUAUAUAUAGGAUCCACCAUUCUCAAACUACAUUUGCAAACUCAACUACAGCAUUUGCAUACUCAACCCCAGCUAGCCAUGGAGACAACAGCAGCAUCAGUGUUGAGGAUGGUUAGCUGCAUUCUUUUACUCGUGAGCAUUAUUUGUGUGGCUAGCUCCAAAGUCAGCAUGGCUUCAGGGCAUGACUCUCCAAAAGACAUGGAGGCGAGGUAUGGCCGAUGGCUGAGCAAGCAUGGUAGGAAGUACAGGAGCAAAGCUGAAUACAAACACCGGUUUCAGAUUUACCAGUCCAACGUUCAUUUCAUCAACCACAUCAACUCUCAGAAUCUUUCUUUCCAGCUGACUGACAACAAGUUUGCUGACCUCACCAAUGAUGAGUUCAAAUCAACCUACCUUGGUCUUCGCCGUCCUUUGGAGACUGCACACCAGAGGCUGCAGGCUGAGUGCUCUUGUGGACAUUUGCCAGCUGAAGUUGAUUGGAGGAAGAAAGGUGCUGUCACAAAGGUCAAAGAUCAAGGCCCUUGUGGAAGCUGUUGGGCAUUCUCUGCUGUGGCAGCAGUGGAAGGCUUCCACCAAAUUCAAACAGGCGAACUGCUGACUCUUUCAGAGCAAGAGCUUGUCGAUUGUGAUGUCGAUGGUGAGGACGAGGGCUGCGGUGGAGGGUUCAUGGAGACAGCAUUUGAAUUCAUCGCCCAGAUUGGGGGACUUACAACUGAGAAGAACUAUCCCUACAAGGGUAGAGAUGGCGACUGUGACGAAAAGAAACUCAAAGAUCAUCUUGCAAAGAUAAGCGGCUAUGAGAUUGUAUCUCGUAACAACGAGACAGCCCUCCAAGCUGCCGUUGCAAAACAACCUGUCUCUGUUGCAAUCGAUGCUGGUAGUUAUGAAUUUCAACUCUAUUCUAAAGGCAUUUUAACUGGAUCCUGUGGAUCUAACCUCAACCAUGGAGUGGCAGCAGUUGGGUAUGCAGUGGAGAAGGGUACCAAGUACUGGAUUGUGAAGAACUCAUGGGGCGCCGAUUGGGGAGAAGAUGGUUAUAUCAGAAUGGAACGUGAUGUUAAAGAGAAAGGUGGUAAGUGUGGCAUUGCCAUGCUAGCCAGUUUCCCUCUGUAGGGAAGAAGAUAUCUACUCCAAGAAGAAGCUCAUCUAACAUUAAGCAAAGCAUUUAGUGAACAUGCAUACGAAUUCCAGAUACAACAUGAAGUAAGCUAUUAAAGGAUUAUACAAGUCCAUGUAUUACAAUAAGUCACUGGAAGUAGCAAAAGAAAAACUGUAAACGUAUUGAGUAAACACUAAUAUAAGUAAGUUAAAAUCUAUUUUCUUUCUUUCAAUUGGAAAACCCAGGGAAAAGAUUUCCCUUGGCUCUGAAAAGAAUAUUCACAGCCUAACCCCUUACAUUCUCAUGCGUGUGAGAUGCUUCAUUUUUUGUGGUGAAAUAGGAGAGGAAAGGUUUCACAUCGAUAUAAGUUGAUAGUCUUGGUUGGAAAAAACUCAUAGUUUAGGGUCUCCAUUGAAGAACAAUUUGAUAAUUUCCC
Molecule: messenger RNA, 1757 nt
Organism: Linum tenue
Lineage: Eukaryota; Viridiplantae; Streptophyta; Magnoliopsida; Malpighiales; Linaceae
Source: the annotation of a GenBank genome assembly